Molecule: messenger RNA, 5256 nt
Organism: Monopterus albus (swamp eel)
Lineage: Eukaryota; Metazoa; Chordata; Actinopteri; Synbranchiformes; Synbranchidae
Gene: cipcb
Product: CLOCK-interacting pacemaker b
Exons: 4
Coding region: 1860-3026 (388 amino acids)
Biological process (GO): negative regulation of DNA-templated transcription; negative regulation of circadian rhythm
Cellular component (GO): nucleus
Source: RefSeq, a predicted model, not a curated record
AUUACACAUCUGUCCAAAGUUAAUUUGGGAGAGUGACUUUGAAGCAGCAAACAACAGCACAUCUGUGGAUUAAUCACAUCUGACAAUGGUCUUCUAUUCAAACGUGGUUUCCUCAUCCACUUCAAACACCAGCAAUUAACUUCAAUAUCUAAGCAAACAACCAUAUCUGCAAACUCCUUUUACUUUGGCUUCUUCUUUUACUGGACCAAAAUCAGUGUUGUUUUGAUUUUAAAAAUAUAGCUACUUUGGCGUGAGGGUUUAAAUAUAGAACAACAGUAGAUAAGCAUAUACCAAUGAAGUCAUUGAUUAACUCUCAAAUCAAUCACAGCCUUUACAGAGAAGCAUGAUGUUCAUUGUGACUUUUGCAGUGACUCACGUUUUGAAACAAAUUCUUUCUGGUGCAAAGUUACAGACACUGAAAACUGCAUCAUCUCUAUGACUUUAUCUAUGUAAAGUGUUAUUGCUGUAGCAGUAACUUUUGAUAAAUCCUGAAUCCACUCCAAUUAUGAGGCAUGAAUAAUUAUGGGUUCAUAAAGAAAAUUCAAUUUUACCACAAAGAACCGCUGUGGUAUCUACAUUAGCAUGGUGACGACCAUAAGGGCCCGUUCUAUGUAAGGACACUGAGCUCUUUAUCUACAAGGCUGUGUAGUAAACACACAUAAAAGCACAAGGGGCUACUGUUAUACAACGAUUUGUAUUGCAUUCAUGACCUUUCUGAGACAUCAGAUGACAGUGUGGUUAGAUUUAAUCAUGGAUGUAUUAAUGGAUUGAACAGCAAAUCUUCCUCAUAUUCUUGUAUUUCACAAAAGCACCAUCAGUUAAUGUAGCUAAUCUAUGUUUGAAAAUUUUUACUGGCCAGUUGUUUGUGUUGCAUCGUCUCUUCAUAGCAAUGUAUGGACAUUUUCAUCAGACACCCUGCCACCUCCUCCUCCAUAUGUUGUAUGAAAAUGUGCUUUUAAGAAUAAAAGUAGUUAAGGGAUGCAUGCCUGCACAUGAGGCGUUUUGUUCUGAGGGUAGUGUUUUGUUUAUUUCUUAAAACAACAGAGAAGACGUGCUCAGCUUGGGUUAGUUGGAGGCCAACUAAACUAUUAUGUAAUACUCGAAACCUCACGUCACCGGGUUCCCCAUCGGUACAGUUGACAUGUCUACACUACUGUACUGCAGCGUACACUACACCAUUUGGCUUCUUGACUAACGCGGUGUCCUCAGCUAGCCACACAUUUGGCUGUGGUCACGUUUUUCAGCUGCUGGUUGCACCGACCUAUCACACGCCAAGGAAGCUACCAUGUGGGCAGACGGAGCAGGCUAAAAGCUGUGACGUGUCUGGUACACCAGACAUAGCCACGCCCCUAAACACCAAAUAUGGCAUACUGUCUGUGAGAAUAACAAUCCUUUUGCAUUUCUGGCACCCCAAGACAAUUAUCUGUCGGUGUGCAGAAGAAUUCGGGUCGCCGGUAGUUUAUUUUUGGUUAACGCUGGCAGAGGACAAUCAAACUGCAAUGACGUACGGCUGUCGCCACCGUGCUUCGCAUGUGACCGAGCAGACAGGGGAGGAGCGGUCUAUCGCGUGUACGGUACCGUGUAACACCGAAUUCUAGCUAACGUAGCAGGGCAGGGGCAGCGGCAGCCAGACCGAGCAAAGGAAGUCGUAUACACAAGCACUUACAACCCGGUUGCAAGCUCGUAUUCCUCAGUUUGGACUACAGUGUCGUUUGAACGGCGCCAAGGACAAAGUAUGCAUAUUCUGUUGUGAUUUCUUUAGCUACCUAUGGGUUUUAACCUUUGAUAUGCUGGUGUAGUUGUUCUGGGAGCUUGUUGGACCACCAAGGACAUUGUCAGUACAAAGGGAAAGCAAGGAGAUGAGCACCAAGAGGAAGGCAGAGAGUCAUUCAAGGGCAGCAAACAGGCCACUCAUCAUGAAGUGUGGAGACUCCCAGGUUGAUUCGGAGAGAGACUCUGGAUUCUCAGAUGCAGGCUCGGAGCACAUGAGUGCAAUGGACACCACAGACUCGGAGGAUUCACCUCACCCUGUUGCGCAGCAGGGGCCACAGACCUCUCAGCUGGCUGUUGUGGGAGGCUCUUACUCCAGCCUCUCUCCCAUGAUCAUCAUGAACAAUGUCCUCCUCAAACAGCCUGGAGACAGUCCUUCUGCUCUGAAACCCUGGAGGUUUAGUCCCACAGUGGAGGUGGUUCAGCCUGUGGUCCAGCAGCCUCAGGUGGUCUUCCUCCAGCCUAUGGUAUCUCGUCAAGCUUCCCCUGCCUCCAAAGAGGCCACCUCUAGACAUCGACGCUCUAAGAAGUAUCUCCCAAUCUUGAAAUCUUAUCCCAAGAUUGCUCCACAUCCUGGAGACAGCUCCAUUUCCUCAGGGAGAGGAACUGCUUCCUUAUCUUCCUCCACCACCACCUCUUCUUCAGGAUCAGACAGAGGUAGCAGUCUGACCUCCAGCUGCUCAGAACACUGUCAGAGAGAAAAGCAGCUGAAAAGUCUGUGUGAUAGUGUUAGUAACUCUCGCUCAAUCACUCCCAGUCUUCCGGUUACCCCCAGUGCCAUGUCUCCUCUCCCCACAGCAGCAGCCAGUACCAGCAGUAGUCCUGUCAGGGAAAGGCCCUCAUCAACUGUCAGCCCUGCAGAGUUUACCACCUCCCUAUCUUUCACUCACACCACUGGCUCCAAAAAUCAGACUCUCCCUGCUCCCCAGGUGGUCACACAGGAAAAUGUCUCAUCAAAAGAACAUGACCACAGUGACAGUGAUGCCGACACAAAGAGGAAGCGCUUCUGCAACACUUACAACAUCCUGAGUAAAUCUGGCCUGCUAGACAUCACACUCCGCACCAAGGAGCUCCUCAGGCAGAACCGACGCACCCAGAAUGACCUAGACCGGCUAAAAGAACAUACGGACCUCUUCCUUCAGGCUCUGCAGAGCGGUGACAUGUGCAUCUUUGUCAAGCUGCAGGCCAGACUUCUGGAGGAAGACAAAGAGAAAGAGAAGGAGAAAGCUGCUCAGACCAGCUUAAAGGCAGAUUAGACCUGGACUAGUCCUAGACAGUAAGGCCAGGAUUGAGGUUGGAGUAUACAGAGACAGAUGAACCGAAAAUAAUGUGCUCUACAAUACACACCCAGCCCCAGAUUCUGACAGACAGUGUGCUGUGGCCUACAUUUGGGCUGCCGCCUGCUUUAAAGCCCUGACACACCAGACCAGCCUCAGGCAGUUGAUACAGAUAGACAUUUCAUUGCCUCAUGUCUUUCACUUGAAUUCAUUGGAAGACUAUAGCUGUUGGCCAGCUUACCACCAGCUGCACAUAUGUUCUGCAUCUGAGUGAGAGGAAAUAUUUUAGUCAGCAGUCUAUUUGAAAUUCAGGAAACAUUAUGACAAGAGAAGCAAAGCGGUCUAUGCUGGGAUCUUUUGCCAGUUAGCUGAAAUGGGCUUAUUAUAUGAUCAGAAUACUGAUAUGCCAUCUUAAAACAGUACCUGUAAGCUUUGCUUUGUUGUACUCAAUUUAGUCAGUCUGUGGUGUUUUACUGGUGGAAAGAGGAAAGGUGGAGGUGAAAAUUUGCUUUACUAGGACAGCUCUCUAAUCACCUCCUUUGCUGUUUCAGCAAGUCUGUCGAGCCACAGAUAUGGGCCGAUUAGUUCCAUCAGUGGAGGACACUCUGCAAAAACUAUGGCUGACGGUCAGAGAGACACUCAGAGUGCUGCCCGGCUACCGGCUGCUGACUUGAUGUGUUAGGGAGCAAAUGUAAAACAAGGCCCGAACCCCAGUGCACUGACCCUGACAAGAUCUCUUUCGCUGAAACCGCCUCACUGCUGUACAAAAAUCUUUUGUGCUUUGGCAGUUAAGAUGAGAAAGAUCUGAGAUAAUUGGAUCUAAGGCAUGAGGGGAUGUACAAAUACUCAACUUUUUUUUUUUUUUUUUACCAAAUACACAAUACAAGUUAAGAAUCUGAACGCAUCAUUAAAGAUGGGAUAUUUCAAUGUUAAUGACAAGUGAUUCCACGUAAAGCUGAGAAACAUGAGUAUACCAGUCACUCUGACAACAAAAUGUCACCUUGCAUAAAGUCAGUCAGUGUUUCAACAUUUUUGCAUCAUCCAUGGCAGUUUAAGAUAUAUUCCACUAAUACUGUGUUGCUUAACAUACAUCUGGGUAACAGAUCCUGAUUAUGUACAUGUGUAAAUAGAUUGGAAAAAUAGAAAUUUGAUCACUUUCCAGUGAAAUCUACAGCACAAUAAAGUGUGCCAAAAGUAAAGGGUUCUGAAUACUGCAUGUAAAAGCUAAAAUCAUGACAGACUCAAGGAAAUGGGCUCAUGUCACACAGGGCCUCUUGACAGUCAGCAUCUUAGACAGAUAUGUCUGUUUUAAAAUUUGAUGAAAAAGAUUUGGCAUAGCCUGUUGAUGGUUUCACGUUGAGCGUUCCCAUCAUGUUGAUGGUAGCUGUAAUACCGUGGAAGUAAAGGUCUUAGCAGCCACAUUUAGAUGCUUCCCCAGUAACAUCACAGCAUAAAAGGAUGCUUCCUAUAAUACCCAAAAGUGAUUAUGUAUGAAUUUUCCUCCUCUGUUUUUACACACACACAAACGACUAUAUGUGGUAUGUGUGUAUGCACAGGGAUGUAAUUCAUUGUCGUAGUACUGUCUAACUUGAGGGCAGUCCUUUUCUGUUAUAAGUUCCUUUCUGUUUUGUGUGUAUAAAAUCAUGUGAACCUCUGAGCUGCUUAAGACAACCAUCAAUUCAGGUUUCUUCAUAACAGUAAUUGUGCAUCAACUUGAAAACAUCUGACAGUUGCAUCUAAGCUGGGGACAGCUUUUGUGAUGCUUUACCUUUUUGUAAGUUUAUAAAUAACGGCCUUAAUAUCAAAACCCAGUGUAUGUUAUAGAGUUUUGCAUUUGCACUAAAUUAAUUGUAAGAGUAGCUCUGAAGCAGUUUCUGGGCACAAUUAAAUGGCAGCUAUGGAAGCUCAUUUGAGGCAGAAUACACAAAUCAUUUUUGUUUUUCAUAUGCAAUACCACCAGUGUAUAAAUACUGUUCCUGUUGUAUAGCCUAUGCAUAACAUUUACAGUGUUAGAUUUAAUUAUUACUCUCGGUAAGAAGUAAACAUGUUUUUGCAUAUUCUGUGUAAAGCGCCAUUUCCAAAAAGUUGGGAUGCAGUUGUCAAAAAAAGAAAAUUCAGUGCCAGCCUAUGAAAAACUACCUUUAAUUGAAAGCUGUACAAAGAAAACCUAUCAACUGUUCAAACUGUUUUUUGCUUUUUCUUUUUUUUU